GAUCCCCUAAAAAACAUAUCAGCGUCUCUCUAUUGCUGCACACAUCAAUGAAAAGGAACCAGCGAGAAGUUAAAAGAAUUCUAGAAUCCAAUCGAACUCGCCACCGUGACCGGCUGAGUCGAGCACUGGUUAUCCGUGAUUGAUGGUCCAAUCAAUCGUCAACUCCCGAUCCUCCAACCUGAUCGUGAGUUUCGAUACAAAAUUAAUCGUUAAUCAACAAUUUUGUUUGGUUUUAUUUAAUAUCUCAAUCAAUGAGGGUCAGUGAUUUGUCAAGGUCAAAGACGGCAUUAGGGGAUUUGGUCCCUAGGUUUUGGUGGGUUUUUUGAGCGCUUUCGUGGGUAGAAAAGUGUUUUUUUUUUUUUUUUUUUUUUCUGGAGGUGUUUAACUGAUGCUGGACUUUAGGGAAGGUUCAGUUAGGGUUUUUGGGUUAGGUUUAGUUUUUUAUGAUUAGUUUCUCAUGGGAGGUAUGGAGAUGGAGAAUUCUGAGCUUGAGGAAGGAGAGGCAUUCCAGUACAAGGAUGAUGACGACAGCAUAGACCCUGAGAUUGCUCUCUCUUACAUUGAUGAGAAGAUUCAAAAUGUUUUGGGCCAUUUUCAAAAGGAUUUUGAGGGAGGCGUUUCUGCAGAGAAUUUGGGGGCUAAAUUUGGUGGGUAUGGCUCAUUUCUGCCUACCUAUGAACGAUCUCCACAAAGAAACUCUGCUUGUUCACAUCCAAAGACUCCACAAAAUAACUCUAGCCCACCAAGAUCUCCUAAUAGUUUUCCUGUGGAGGGUGCCCCCCAGAGUUUGAGAGUUCCCUCCAAUGCUCUCCCAUCUGUGAAGCUUGGAACUGCUUCCUACAGUGCCAAUGCAUUGCAUAAGUCAAGGUUGGCAUCUGGGGAUUUUUCAGUAAAGCAAGAUUCCAGCGUUUCUUCUGCUCGAUUUUCUUGGGAGUCUAAUCUGAAGGAUGGGAACUCCAAUAAAACAGGCAAUUUAUCUGACCAAAGAACACUGAAGGUUAGGAUAAAAGUGGGUCCUGAUAGUGUGGCACGAAAAAAUGCUGCCAUUUAUAGUGGUCUUGGGCUUGAUAACUCUCCAUCUUCAUCAUUGGGGAACAGUCCUGAGGAAAGUGAUGGAAUGCUGCCUGUAGUCCAACAAAUUGCAGAUGAGUCUCCCACUAGCAUUCUUCAGACGAUGAUUUCCUUCCCAGUCCCUGGGGUUGCCCUAAUAUCGCCUCUUCAUGAGAGUCUGCUUUGUUUGAUAAGAAAGGAGAAAUUAUCUAGAGACAGUAAACUUGCGCUUUCCCUUAAGGGUAGUCAAGACAAUUUUGCCUUAUUGGCAGAUGAAUCGAUUUCUUUUAUGGGUAAUGGUAAACUGUUGAAGGGGAAUGAGGUGGAAUUUUUAGGGAAGAGUGAAAGAGCAGUAGAUAUGAAAUGUGGGAAUGGUAUUAUUUUUGAGAACAGUACAGCUUUUUCGGACAAGAAAAAGUUAGAAAAUGACAAUGCAGACAACAAGGACGUUUUAUCUAGUGACUUGAAGAGUAUGCCUCUACCAGUUACAGCAAAUGGUGGUGAGAUUCUGAAAGCAACUGGCUGGUCAUCUGAAGUUCCCAGGGAGGCUGAUCAGGGUAGGAUAAGAAAUAAAUUGUUUUCUUCUGACUUCAUGAAGGAAGACUCUUUAGAGUCCAGAUCUGGCCAGGACAGCGGCAAGAGUGAGAAGAGAAAUGCUCAGAAUAGUUCAGUAGAAAAGGUUUUGGAACAUAAAGCACUUAGUUGUGAUGGUAAUGGUAAAUCCAAGAAAAGUAAACUUUCUGCUUUUUCAAAAGGUUACUUUGAUGCAUCCAAAUGCGAGGAAGAUCUUAAAGUUGGAUCACUGGCUUCUUCAAAACAGAAGAUUGAUCAGCAAGAUGAGUUCUCCGUGCCUGGUGGGAAGGAAAGGCAAUUGUUGGAGGGCAAGAAGUCAUGUGGCACUGAAAGUAGCAAAAAAUCAGCUGCUGUUCCCUCAAAGGAAAGCUUGGGUAUUGGUGACAGUGGAGCACCUAAAGAUACAGCUUCUGCUACUUGUGGUGUUUCUAAAAGUAAAGUUAAGAUGCACAAGUGGAAGUUGCAGAAGGACAUUAGUAAGGUCAGAGAUAAUCAUAGAGAUCCUUUGGACUUGAAAUCGGAACAGAAAAAUAGUCAAAUGGGUUUGUCAGAGAGGCCUUAUGCUAGUAGGCAGAAAGAAUCUACAAUGGAAGAUCUCGAGAUGGAGCAACAUGCAUCUUUUGAUAAGUCAAGGGAAAGAUUUAAUGGUAAAAGAGUCGGUGACCAGCUGAUGCCUGGGGAAUUGGUCAAAGAUGUUGCAUAUGUGGGCUCUUCAAUACCUGAAAAUGCACUUGCUUCUGAAGUGGCACCACCUGUUACAGGUCCUAUACUUAUAGAAGAAAAUUGGGUCUGUUGUGACAGUUGUCAGAAGUGGCGGUUGUUACCCUAUGGCAUAAAGCCUCAUCAACUCCCCGAAAAGUGGCUGUGUACUAUGCUAAACUGGCUGCCUGGAAAGAACCGGUGUGACAUCAGUGAGGAAGAGACAACAAAAGCUCUCAAUUCAUUGUUUCAGCUUCCUUAUGCUGCUGGUCAAAAUAAUCUGCAAAAUCAUGCCAGUGGAACUACAUCUAGAGUGCAUAACCCACAUGUUGACCGCAACCACCAAAGUUUCGAUUCCCAUGCUGCUUUGUUUCCAGGAAAGAAGAAGCGGGGUAUGAAGGAAAUGGGGAAGGCAGGUAGCAGUAGUGGCAUGAUCCAGUCAUCGAACUCGACAAAGAACCAGUACAACUUGCAGGAAUCUGUGAAAAGCAGAAGCUUAAAUGAUAUGAACCAGUCUCCUGCAGAAGCAAAUCAAAUGAACAAAUCUACUUUUCAUGCUUUGAAUACGUCACAUAACUUGGUUGCAGAGCAGAAAGAGAAUCAUAUUGAUGGAGCAGGUGACACAAAGCAGAUAAAAAUGAAAAACAAGAGGGAGACUGAUCUUUAUGAAUAUGAGACUUCUGAGAAAACUAAGACUGAGAAUGCAUCCCAUACUGAUAAAUAUCAUAAUUCUGAUAUGGACCUUGGCAGGAUGGGUCUAAAUUCAAAAAGUGGGUUAUCAACUAAAGCAAGUGGAAAGGAAGUGUGGAAAUCAAAUGAGCAUUUUUCAGGGGAUUUGAAAUUUGAUAGAAAGGAAAAAUUACUAGUUUCCAUGAAGAAGUUGGGAGACCGAACUCAGAUGUCAUCAGAUGGUGGGUCCUUGAAUAUGGGCACAAGUGACAAAAUAAAUAUUUCUAUGAAGAAAAGGAAAUUGAGGGAGUGGCAGGACAAUCAGAAUGGUGCCAACAGCAGUUUAAGUGCCAAGGAAAAAGGUGAGUGUGUUGGAUUAAAGAAGGAAAAGAAAUCCAGGGUUUCGAAGAGUGGGGCUUCCAGUAUGAAUAACUGCAAUGAUAAAUUAGACAGAAAAGAGAAGGUGGGUCCUGUUUUAUCAGUAGGAAGUCAAGAUCAUCUAAAUGAUGGCAUGGAAGCUGUAAAAAGUAUUCAUAAGGAUGAGCAAACAAGGAAACAUAGAAGAAAUUUUGCAUCUCAAAUAACUUUGGAUGUUGUAGACUCAUCAAAAAAGGAUUGUGGACCUGGACAACUUCCAAUGACAGCCACCUCAAGCUCUUCGAAGGUUUCAGGUUCUCUUAAAACAAGAGCAACCUUUGAUGAUGCGAAAGGCUCACCUGUAGAAUCAGUUUCGUCAUCUCCUUUGAGGGCCUCAUUUGGAGAAAAGCUUGGUUCAACUGGAGGAAAUAUUCUAGCAAAAGAUAAUGCUACAAAUGAUGGCCUUCCUGUAAUUGAUGGACUAAGAAGAUGCAGGGAUGGGGAAGGUGAUGGUCAGAUUAAUCAAUCUGGGAAAGCAAAGAAGGAGAAAGUCUCCGGUGACCAUCAUCCUGAAUCCUGUAAACCUUUUCUGCUAGAUUACCAGGAUGGAGAUGCGAGUCACAAAAUUGGUCAAACUAAAUGUUCUUCUGAUUUGCUUAAUGGUGGUGUUGAAAUCACAGGACGUCGUGAGUGCUCUAGUGGUCUGCUUGCUAUCAAAUAUUGCCAUGAUGAGGAUAGAGAAGAUAAGAACCAACAUGACAAUGUGUUGUUUCCACAGAAAUUUGGUAAAGGUUCAUCUGUACUGUUGAAAGACAAUGAUAGAAGUUCUACAUCUGAUUUUGAUAGAGAUGAGAUGAAGGUUUCUAAACCAGUGAAUGCACAUGGUGAUUUUUCAAAGAAGAGCAUAAGGAAUGAGUCAGAGAUUGAUCCAAGAUCUCGUGCAUCCUUGCUUAAAAGAAUGAACAAUGUUAAACAUGGUAUUCCUAGUAAGCCUAGCAGCAAGUCAAAUAAGGAUGAGAAGGUUCGAGUUAGCCUGAGUGAUUCUAUAGGACAAUGCUCAAAAGAUGGCAGAAUGGAGAAUCCAUCAAAACUAGGAGAGCGUGCUGAUUCAGAUGCAAAAUUGAGUGCUGUACGCAUCAGGAAGUGGAACACUGCCACACCGGAGAACCUGAUCCAGGAUUUUGACGGUGAAACUAAACUGGAUCCUAUGCAAAGAGAUUCAAGAAGUGGGACUAAAAAAUUAGCUGCACAUUCUGGGCAGGAAGCUAAGCAUGAGAGUAGUCACCAAUCAGCACCAACCUCCCAGCAGGAAGGAGCAUCUGUCAGGCGUUGGUGUUAUGUCUCUGGAAAUGAUGAUGUGUCAAAGGUAUCAAAAAACCUGGAAAAUCCUGGGACCAACAAUGGAGCUCGCCAAAGUUUGGGUCACUGUAUGCUUGAUAUGAAAGGGGCCAGAGAUCUUAAUGCUUCAAGUACUGGGAGAACAAAUUCCUCUAGCCAAACUGCUAGUAAUGCCCUGAAAGAAGCCAAAAAAAUGAGAGAUUACGCUGAUCGUCUUAAGAUCUCUGGGUUUGGUUUUGAGAGUAAUGAAACAAACUUCCAAGCUGCUCUAAUGUUUCUUCAUGGAGCUUCUCUUCUGGAAACUUGCAAUGAUGCAGGCAGACAGGGAGAGGUGACUCAAAUACAAAUGUACAGCACUACAGCUAAACUUUGCGAAUGCUGUGCCUUAGAAUAUGAAAGACGGCAUGAAAUGGCAGCUGCUUCUUUGGCAUAUAAAUGCAUGGAAAUUGCAUAUUGGAGGGUAGUUAACUGCAAAAAUUCUAGCUUAUGCCGAAAUGAGUUGCAAGCAUGCUUACAAACUUUUUCCCAAGGUGAAUCACCAUCGUCAUCAGCAUCAGACAUUGAUAACUUAAAUAAUCAAGCAACAGUUGAUAAGGCUAUGAUAUCCAAGGGUACAAUUUCUCAUGUUGCUGGAAACCCUGUCAUUGGUGCACGAAACCACUCAAAUUUUCUUCGGCUGCUCGACUUUACACAGGAUGUAAAUUUUGCAAUGGAAGCCUCAAGGAAGUCCCAGAAUACUUAUUCAGCUGCUAAUGUAGCUUUGGAACAGGUGCAAAAUAGAGAAUGUAUUAUAUCUGUUAAGAGGGUCAUUGAUUUCAGCUUCCAAGAUGUAGAGGGACUCAUACUCCUGGUUCAGCAUGCAAUGGAGGCUAUAACCCAAGCAGGUUUGGUUGGUGCUAGAGAUUAAGUCAACCCUGUAUAUACUGUGCAUUUUCUGGUUUAUUCCCUGCAGUGGACGGCAUCAAGAAAAGAAACUUGAAAGAGCUGGCUACUUAGAGAUGUAAUUAGAAACCUGCAAAGAUGCAGGUUGUCAACAGCUCGUAGCUCUCUGUACAUGUGUACAAAGUGAGAUUGAUUUGCAGAUUUUGUAAUGUAUUUUUGGAGUAUUCAGCUUGUUUUAAGGCGUGGAGUCAGGCAAAGGAUGCUCACCCAGUUUUUUGGGUUGGGAAAAGGGGGAUAAGAUCCUUGUUCAGCAAUACAAUUUGGAGGAUAUGUAACAAGUCGGUUCUAUGUUUGUUAUUUUUUUGGCUCCACAUGUUUGGAGCCCGAGGAAAGAAAAUAUCUGUAGAGACCGGAAAUUAAUAGGCAACCAUUUUGAGGAGGUUGAAUACUGAUACAAUGAUGACUGAUCAAUUUUUAUCAAGAGCAAACCAUUUUUACCAUUUAUGUAAAACAUUAACGAAAUAGAAAAUGAAAAUCUUUGGGAAAGUUCUCUUAUCUAUCUAGAAUUGUCAAGCUUGAGAUUUGCUUUAACUAAUUGAGCCAGCAUCACUUCCUACUUAAUUGAAUCUGCAGGUAUGUAAGAUAUCAUGCUACCAUUUUUGCAUUAUUGGGAGAGCUCCUUUUUCCUGUUCUUUGCUUUUGAAGUCAUAAUGUGAUCAAUUUCUGUUCCUUCAUUCUUUUUAGGUUCUAUCCAUAGAGAUUCUUAUAAUUCAGUUUGAAGUCUUGCUAUUUGUUAUCCAUAAUUGACAUGAUGAAGAAUGAAGGAAGAAUCCUUAAGUGACUUCAUCUCUAGAAUAGUUUGCUUUCUUAUCAUUUAAUCUCCUAAAUAAGGUAUGCAAAAUUCAAAGUUGUGUUAUUUAUGCAAGGAUAUUUCUGACCUUAACUAUUUUUCUGCUCAUGGUAGUUUUCAUGUCAUAUUUAUUAAUUUUGUGUUCAACAUUGACAGCAUGGAGGAGGUAUCAGUUGACCCUUGGAUAACAUCUUGUGCAGCCUGUUGCAGUUCAUUCAGGCAGCUGUUUCUGCAUAAUGAUUUAUGAGGUAAAAGGUGUACCUUCAUUUGUUUUGCCGUGAGAUGAGGUCUUUCUUUUGGGAUAGAGGCAAUAAACAUCAUCCAUUUUCCUUGUAAUCAUUGUCUAUUUGCCUGUUCCCUUUAUGAUAGCUGAUCAAUUCUUUGUUUCUGUAUUUCUUUGCCCAAAACAGUUUUCUUCUAAACAAGAAAUUUUGCUUAUUGAUCAUAUUUUUAAGGUAUUAUUUACUCUUCUUCUCCCUUUCUGCAUAAUGAUUUAUGAGGUAAAAGGUGUACCUUCAUUUGUUUUGCUGUGAGAUGAGGUCUUUCUUUUGGGAUAGAGGCCAUAAACAUCAUCCAUUUUCCUUGUAAUCAUUGUCUAUUUGCCUGUUCCCUUUAUGAUAGCUGAUCAAUUCUUUGUUUCUGUAUUUCUUUGCCCAAAACAGUUUUCUUCUAAACAAGGAAUUUUGCUUAUUGAUCAUAUUUUUAAGGUAUUAUUUACUCUUCUUUUCCCUAUCUGGUAAAUAUGUUAUAAAAUCAGUGCACAGAUUUAUAUCCAGAUUUUAAUUGAAUGAACUUGGCUGUUUAAAAUAAACCUGGGCUGAUACAUGGGCAUCUCCUUCUCUGAUGCAAAUGAAAACAAACAGUUACAGGAACAAAUGGAACUAAACUAUAAUCCUCAUUGUUAGAAAGUAGCAAGUUUCAGAGUUGUCGUGGAGGUGCUCUGUUUUUCAUAGUUGUUAUUGGUGUAGGUACAAGUAGCCUGCAGCAAGAAGUUCAGAAUCUAGCAAAAACUGGAGGACGUGUCAAUUUUUUAAUUUGGUCUUGGGUGAUAAGUUGUUAAUGUUUUCCCAUGAUUAUCACUUAGAAUCAUGCUAUGAAUUUUGUGGCUAGCAUAACAGGAACCCAGUAAUUGAAUGGGUUCACUGACUUGGAGUUGGAUGCAUAAGAGAUCUUGUUUGUAUCGGUAAUACUGAUGAAUAUUCAUGGCCGUUCCCAAAUAUUGUGCUUCAUGUAACUUCCAAGUUAUUCAGUGAUAUAGAUAAUACCUGUUGAUUGUUGAAGGCA
Molecule: messenger RNA, 7702 nt
Organism: Hevea brasiliensis (rubber tree)
Lineage: Eukaryota; Viridiplantae; Streptophyta; Magnoliopsida; Malpighiales; Euphorbiaceae
Product: cysteine-tryptophan domain-containing zinc finger protein 5
Exons: 11
Coding region: 458-5593 (1711 amino acids)
Molecular function (GO): zinc ion binding
Source: RefSeq, a predicted model, not a curated record